This is a messenger RNA of Cucumis melo (muskmelon), 1362 nucleotides long. Its product is annotated as protein BIG GRAIN 1-like E. NCBI's taxonomy places the organism in Eukaryota, Viridiplantae, Streptophyta, Magnoliopsida, Cucurbitales, Cucurbitaceae. The transcript is spliced from 3 exons. Bases 234 to 1238 code for a protein of 334 amino acids. The record is from RefSeq and is a predicted model, not a curated record. Gene Ontology annotation, biological process: auxin-activated signaling pathway.
UGCCUCCCAAAGCGCAAUUCCCUUUCAUUUUCAUGUGGGUCUUCCUCUUAAUUCCAUCUCCCAUUAUUCUCACACUCUUCAAUAACAACAAUCCUUUCAAUUCCAAUAUCUCCCAAUAUCUUCCUUUUACUUCACCCCUUUCUUCCCCCUAAGUUUCUCCAUAUAUAUAUAUAUACAUAUGUAUAUAUUACCUUUUCUAGUACUUUGUUUAGAGGAAUAACAAAGCUUUCCCCAUGUCUCUCUCAAGCUCAGAAACGAUCAAUAAGAAGAUGUUCCACCAUAGGAGAGCUUCAAAGGAACUUGAUGUGUUCGAAGCUGCUCGGUAUUUCUCCGAUUAUAACGAAAUGUCCGCUUCAACGAGUAGUUUCGGCGCAAAGUUCACUCCGAAAAUGAAGAAGAAAGAUAAAGGAUGGAUCAAAGGGAGAAUCAGCUUAGACAUGCAGGUGAAGAACAUUCUUAAUCUUCCCCAACAUUUUCCUCAACAUGAUUCUUAUAGUGUUGAAAAGCAAGUAACAAAGGAAAAAAAGUACAAGCAACCAAGCUCUCCUGGUGGGAGAUUGGCAAGCUUUUUGAACUCUCUUUUCAGCCAUUCAAGUUCCAAGAAGAAGAAAUCGAAACAUUUUGCGCAAUCCAUGGACGAAGACAUGGAGGAUGACGAAAGUCGAACAUCGAAGAGAAGGAUUAGCAUAAGCCAUUUUCGAACUUCGAAUGCCACCGCCACAGAUGCAAAGUUUAUCUAUUCUUCCUCUCCAAAAAAUAAUAAUUCAGGUUUUAGAACACCACCUCCGCACGUUCAAACCCCAACAAAAAGCUACAAGGAGCUAUUGUCGUUUUCGAAGUUCAACCGACUCGUAAAAUCAGCUGAAGCAUUAGAGAAACCUACCAUGGAUGAUAAGAGAAUAAGGAAAGAUAAAGGGGUUGUGGAGAAACAAAAGAUGAAGAAGAAUAAUUGUUGUUCAGAAAAAGAUAGGGUUUGGGUUGAGAAAAAUUUAGUAGGUGAAGAAAUGAAGAAAAAGUUAAGAAAAUUUGAUCAUGAAAUUAAUAAGAACAAUAAUUCUGUUGGUGAUCAUAAUAAUCAUAAUGAUGAAGAAGAUGAUGGUGGAGAAACAGAUUCAAGCUCUGAUUUGUUUGAGUUGCAAAUUUAUGAUUUGGAUUAUUACUCCAAUGGCUUGCCUGUUUAUGAAUCUACUGAUAUUGAUAGCAUUAAGAGAAGAAAUUCUGUCUCUAAUGCAGUUUAAUUUGUUCAGAUUGAAAGAACACGAAGAGACGAAAUUAUGGUUUUUUUUUUCUUUCUUUUGUUAAUUUUGUUUAAUUUGUGCAGUUAAUGAAUUCUUUUUCUUUUUUUCUUCUUCUUUUAAUUAA